Anoplophora glabripennis (Asian longhorned beetle) is the source of this 3071-nucleotide messenger RNA. Its product is annotated as lon protease homolog, mitochondrial. The record is from RefSeq and is a predicted model, not a curated record. Bases 96 to 2990 code for a protein of 964 amino acids. Lineage: Eukaryota; Metazoa; Arthropoda; Insecta; Coleoptera; Cerambycidae. Gene Ontology annotation, molecular function: ATP binding; single-stranded DNA binding; ATP hydrolysis activity. The transcript is spliced from 11 exons. Gene Ontology annotation, biological process: protein catabolic process; protein quality control for misfolded or incompletely synthesized proteins; mitochondrion organization. Gene Ontology annotation, cellular component: mitochondrial matrix.
GACAACUGUGACGUAUGUUUUGAUUUUGAAUUUGGGGUUUGUAGUUUAAAAUAUAAUUGUAUUUAAAGUUAUAAACUUUCUAGUAAAUAGUAAUAAUGUAUUAUUCCUUAAAACUGAUCCGUGAGUCUAGGAAUAUAUUCUGCCAUUCAAAAUCGUGUGUUCGUCGUAUUAGUCAAAAUUCCAGAAGUAAAAGUUUUAUAACCUCAAUACACAGUAAUGAUCACAGGUUUUUAAGAGUACUUCAAGAAGGAAGCUUAUUACAAAAUAAUAGUUCAUUUUGUUUAUUUAGAAGAGACUUUUUAAACUUACGGGCUCUGUCAAAUCUGAGAUAUUUCACUACUAAAAGCUCUGAUGGUUCGGAUGAUGAUCGACCUGUAACUGAAGAAGAACCCCUUCAUCCCCAAUUACCUGCAACCGUAGCUGUGCCUGAAGUAUGGCCUCACGUACCUGUAAUAGCUAUAAGCAGAAAUUUAGUGUUUCCGAGAUUUAUAAAAUUAAUAGAACUUUCAAAUCCUCAAUUAAUCGAACUGAUAAGAAGAAAAGUUAAAUUAAAUCAACCGUAUUGUGGUAUUUUUUUAAAAAAACAAGAAGACAAUGAAGUUGAGGUUGUUAAAAGCCCAGAAGAUGUUUACAGUGUAGGAGUUUUUGCUCAAAUUCAUGAAAUGCAGGAUUUAGGUGAUAGACUGAGACUGGUGGUGAUGGCACAUCGUAGAAUUAAGAUUACUGGACAAAUCCUGGACAGCAUUGAUGAAGAACCGAAAGCAAUGAAAAUCACCUUUCCUUCAUUCAAAACAACAAUGCACAUAUUUCCAGAGGACCCCGAGUCGGAUAAACGUAAACGUAAAGUUAGAAACAGCCGCAUCAAGAAACCGGUGGCGGAUGAAGAUCCCAAAGAACAAAAAUCCGAGGAGUCUAAAGCUACGAAAGAAGGCUUUUUGAUGGCAGAAGUGGAGAAUGUAGUUCACAAUAAAUUUCGACAGACGGAAGAGGUGAAAGCUUUGACGCAAGAGGUUAUUAAGACUAUCAGGGACAUUAUCAGUUUAAAUCCGUUAUAUAGAGACAGUUUGCAGCAAAUGAUGCACCAGGGCCAGCGGGUGGUAGACAAUCCAGUCUACUUGAGCGAUUUGGGCGCAGCUUUAACUGCUGCAGAAAGUAAAGAACUACAAGAAGUUUUGGAAGAAGUAGACAUUCCAAAAAGAUUAAUGCUGUCAUUGUCUUUGCUUAAAAAGGAAUAUGAACUCUCAAAACUCCAGCAGAAAAUUGGAAGAGAAGUUGAGGAAAAAGUAAAGCAACACCAUCGUAAAUAUAUUUUACAGGAGCAGUUGAAGGUUAUUAAAAAAGAACUGGGGCUUGAAAAGGAAGACAAGGAUGCCAUCGGUGAAAAAUUUCGCGAGAGAAUCAAAGAUAAAAUAUUACCGCAAGCUGUAUCCGUUGUAAUAGAUGAGGAACUCAACAAAUUAAAUUUCCUUGAAAGUCACAGUUCCGAAUUCAAUGUUACUCGGAACUAUUUAGACUGGUUAACUUCUCUUCCGUGGGGUGUGCAAAGCGAAGAGAAUUUGAAUCUGCAAAGGGCGUCCGAAAUUUUAGAACAGGACCAUUAUGGAAUGGAGGAUAUUAAAAGGAGGAUUUUGGAGUUCAUUGCGGUCAGCCAGCUUAAAGGCAGCACCCAAGGAAAAAUUCUGUGCUUCCAUGGACCGCCCGGCGUCGGGAAAACUAGCAUUGCACGGUCGAUCGCAAGAGCACUAAACAGGGAAUAUUUCAGAUUUUCCGUGGGAGGUAUGACCGAUGUGGCGGAAAUUAAGGGGCACAGAAGAACUUACGUCGGGGCGAUGCCAGGAAAAGUUAUACAGUGCCUAAAAAAGACAAGGACAGAAAAUCCUUUGAUACUCAUAGAUGAAGUCGAUAAAAUAGGAAAGGGUUAUUCCGGCGAUCCGAGCUCUGCGCUUUUAGAGCUGUUAGACCCGGAACAAAACGCCAAUUUCCUGGACCACUACCUGGAUGUGCCCGUGGACCUGUCUAAAGUUCUGUUCAUAUGUACGGCUAAUAUCGUGGACACGAUUCCGGAACCGUUACGUGACAGAAUGGAGAUGAUCGAUAUGUCGGGAUACGUAGCGGAGGAGAAACUGGCCAUCGCCAAACAGUAUCUGUUGCCGCAGGCCAUGAGGGAUAGCGGUUUGAAGGACGAUACCAUAAAUGUGACGGACGAAGCGUUGAAUAUUUUAAUAAAAAGCUACUGUAGGGAGAGUGGUGUGAGGAAUUUGCAGAAACAUAUAGAAAAGGUAGUCAGAAAAGUGGCUUUCAAAGUAGUUAAAGAUGAAGUGAAUUUUGUAAAAGUAGACAAUACGAAUCUGCAGGAGUUUGUUGGGAAACCGGUAUUUACGCACGAUAGAAUGUAUCCUGUUACGCCUCCCGGUGUGGUAAUGGGACUCGCUUGGACGGCGAUGGGGGGUUCUACGUUGUAUGUUGAAACGACGUUACGAAGGUUACCAGGUGAAAAAGAAGUAGAAGGUAGCUUAGAAUUAACCGGCCAUCUUGGGGAAGUAAUGAAGGAAUCGGCAAAAAUAGCUUUAACAGUAGCCCGAAAUUUUAUGAAUAAGCAUGACCCAGUUAAUAAAUUUUUAUAUAAUAACCAUUUGCAUUUACACGUACCAGAAGGAGCGACUCCUAAAGACGGACCCAGUGCGGGGUGUACAAUCGUUACAGCUCUGCUGUCGUUAGCUAAAAGUCAACCGAUCCGACAAGACGUCGCGAUGACUGGAGAAAUUUCGCUGAUGGGAAAGAUUUUGCCGGUGGGGGGCAUCAAAGAAAAAACCAUUGCGGCCAAAAGAUCGGGGGUAAGAUGUAUUAUAUUACCCGAAGAAAAUAAGAAAGACUUUAACGAUUUACCAAAGUUUAUUACUGAAGGAUUGGAAGUGCAUUUUGUUAGUCACUACGAUGAAAUAUAUAACAUAGUUUUCGAUAAAAUACAGCAGCCUCCAGUGACCAUAUAAAUUAUUAACAUAAAAGUCACGUUAUGUGAAUAAAUUCGGUUAUUGUCAUUGUUAUACAUUUUUUUAUUGUGAAUAAAACUA